AUGUCUGCCAAGGUGUAUGUCGGCAAUCUGGGCUGGAACACAACAGAUGACUCCCUCCGAAACGCUUUCCAAGACUAUGGCCAAAUUCUCGACUCGAUUGUAAUGCGCGAUCGAGAUACUGGUCGCUCAAGAGGCUUCGGUUUCGUUACAUUUGGUAGUUCUCAGGAAGCCGAGACUGCAAUCAUCAGUUUGAAUGAACAGGAACUUGAUGGCCGUCGUAUCAAAGUAAAUCUAGCCAAUGCUCGUCCUGGUGGAGGUGGUGGAGGCGGUGGCUACAGCGGAGGCGGUGGCUAUAUGGGAGGUGGUGGUUACAAUGGAGGUGGUGGUUACAAUGGAGCACAACCUAGGAAAUUACUAGCCAAAUCCGACUUGUCAGUUAUCUUGCCCAGCUACUUUCAUUGUUAUAACAAGCUUCUUUUAGCAAUGAUGAACAGUCACAUGCUUCUGAUCGACACAUACAUCCUGUCAAUAAUAGACUUUCAAGUUAUUUGUUCUUAUAUGGAAGACAUCCUUUAUACUCAUAAGUUACGGUAUGAAACAAAAACUCCAAAUAAUUAG
Fusarium graminearum PH-1 is the source of this 558-nucleotide messenger RNA. RefSeq lists its product as uncharacterized. The record is from RefSeq and is a predicted model, not a curated record. The transcript is spliced from 6 exons. Gene Ontology annotation, molecular function: RNA binding. The coding region runs from base 1 to 558 and encodes 185 amino acids. Lineage: Eukaryota; Fungi; Ascomycota; Sordariomycetes; Hypocreales; Nectriaceae.